Messenger RNA from Chara braunii, 4191 nucleotides. Lineage: Eukaryota; Viridiplantae; Streptophyta; Charophyceae; Charales; Characeae. The record is from the annotation of a GenBank genome assembly.
CCUUUCCAUUUGUGCUUUUUUGUUUCUGGUUUGGCAAGGCCGAGUAAGGGCCCAUCAUCUGGGAGUAACAAGGAUCCUUUCUCAGCUCUCAAGUUGUGGUUGGAGGAGAGUGAUGUCAUCGAAGGAUCGAUGCUGGAUGCUCACGUUGAAAGAGUCUUCACUGAAGCUGGUAUUGAUGAAGAUGUAAUAAAGAGAUAUCUACCCAGUGGUGGGAGGCAUUAUGAUGGCCAUAAUCAUGACAAAAGGAGGCGGAGAUUGAGGGAGGAAGACAUGAGAAAAACAGUCAUGGAUGGCGGAAGCGAUGACUCUGAUCUGCACCAGGAGAAGAGACCAAGAUUGGGGGAAAAGGAGCAGAGCUGUGCACAAGCUGCAGAAGCCACACAGGAGUACCAGAUGAUUCCACGUGCCAGCGGAGUCGCGUCUGAUAAGCUCGUGGUUGAACGAGCAACCACCGAAGAUCCUUGCGAUGACUGUGACCGUGCAAUCGCAAGACUACCACCUCAACACGUGAACAUCCUUGGCGACUCAGUAGCCGCCGACGAUAGCAGAUUGAAAUCUCCGUAUCCAGAUGGAUCUGGCAGACCGAAUGAUCGCCAUACUUCAAGUUGCAACGCCAUUAAAGACGCUUGUGAUGACUGUGAUGGUGUGAAUGGGAGACUUCCACCUGAACAGAAGAACAUCCAUGACAACUUGCUGGUCGCUGAAGAUAGCAGCGUGAAGUCUUCAUCUCCACAUGAAUCCGGGAGACUGAGCGGUAAUCAUGCUUGCGAUCGGGAUGCAGAAGCAACUGAUGGCGGCCAUUUGUGUGUUGUCGAUACAGCCAUCUCCACUCCAUCUCCAGUGCCGGACUCAAGUGACAAAAAAAUAGCAAAGAAGGAAUGUCACAGCCCCAGUGAAUCGCAACAUGCAGUGCCGGGGUUGGGAAAAUCCGAUUUGCGACUUCAGAAUCCCGAUACGGAGGUUGACGAGGCAGAAGCUGAUAAUUUGGAGGAUGAUACAGCGGCUGUAAGCAGCAGCAGCAGUAGGAGUCUUUCCUUGGCGAUGACCGGAACAGCUUCCCCAGGUCAGUGCAACAAACUGUCGUCCACUCGAAGCGGAGAAGGUGGCACCAAUUCCGAUGACGACGGAGGUGCAGCCUUCGCGCGGGAUAACGGUGGUCCCCCCAGUCUUGACAAGCCAAGUUCACCGGCAUCAGCUUGUGGGAGAGAAUGCACAGAAAACGAGACUGAUAAGAUGGACGUGGAGGAUGAUUAUGCAGCAUCCAAGUCUUGUGCCGAGAGAGCAGAAUUAACGAAACAACAGGAGUGUGAUGAUCACGACGGGCAAGUUCGAAAGACAUGCGGUCAAGAGCACUUCCAUCAUCAUGAUGGAGAAGAAAAGGUGGAGGUAGCAACGUUCGAUAUGGACUUCUCUGUAACUGCCUCUGCAGGCGAUUGUACAGAGGCACAAUGUGUCCACAGUGACUGCGAUGACGAGCAAGCGCAAAGAGGACUGGAGCAUACCAAGGGCCAUAAGGGAGAAAUAGGGGUGGGGGAAGACAUGCAGUUUGAAGGCUCAGCAACCGAGUCCCUCCUCGAUGCAGCCGCUGAGUCGGAACAACAGCACGGUGUGCCAGAUCAAGCAGCAGGAUGUGACCUAGAGGGGAACAAUCAGGGAGACACGGAGAUGGUGGAAGCUCUCGAUGAGUCAGGAGCAGAGCUGGAAGCUGGGCAGCCUCUGGAACCCCGUUAUGAAAGGCAGGUUCUGAGUCAGGAAAGCACGCAAAGUUUAGGUCCGAAAGCCCUGAAAGACUCGGUAAUUUCAGUUUCGCCGGCGUGCAUGGAAGGCAGACAACAAGAAACUACCACUCGCUCAUUCGCAGUUGUGGAUGCUGACGACGGGUGCAGAAACGUAGUACCGACAGCCGUGAAUGAUGUAGACUCUGCCACAGACGCGGGAGGCAGCCAGGAAGCCAUUGCUCAUUCAGUCGCAGCUGUGGAUGUUGACGUAGGGUACGGACAAGAAGGACCAGGCUUGAUUGCACAUGAGAGUGACAGUAAUGAACAGACUCCAAGUGCAGCAACUGGCAAUGAGUUGAAUUUGAAUGAACAGAUCCCAGGUGUAGCAAUUGACAAUUGCCAGGUCCCAUGUGCAGUAUAUGACAAAAAUAAACAGACUGCAGGUGCAGCAAUUGGUACUGUAGUAACUGUACAAAAUCCAGGUGCAGUAAUUGAUGAUGAAGUAUUGGGACAGCAAGGCAAGCAGUCGACGUCGACAGCUACAGAAGAAAGCUAUGCUCAGGAACAGGAACUACUCAUUAAUGAGGGGAAUAAGAAUGGAGAUGCAGUCUGUGUACAGAUAUCUGCUUCUGGUGUUUCCAAUGACUUCCACCAGAGUGCAGCUUCUUCAUCAGCCUCUACUGUUUUAGCAGUUGGUGGGAGAGGGAGUGCUUCGGCAAUGGAGAUUGGGGGAUCGGGUGAUGGAUCUGAUGAUAAGAAUCCAGUCAGAAGUGGGAACUCAAAGAGGAGAAUUGUUACUCCCGCCCGUUUCAACAUGUGCAGCCCGAAAGAGCAAAGGCAGAUGUUUUCCACAGACGAUCGAUCUUGUGAUGAGAGGCGUGAGGAGCAUGGAGGCAAUGUACUCUCACCGGCACCGUCAGGAGGUGAGCCUACUGUUUUAGCAGUUGGUGGGAGAGGGAGUGCUUCGGCAACGGAGAUUGGGGAAUCGGGUGAUGGAUCUGAUGAUAAGUACCCAGUCAGAAGUGGGAACUCAAAGAGGAGAAUUGUUACUCCCGCCUGUUUGAACAUGCGCAACCCGAAACAGCAAAGGCGGAUGCUUUCCACAGAUGAUCGAUCUUGUGAUGAGAGGCGUGAGGAGCAUGGAGGCAAUGUACUCUCACCGGCACCGUCAGGAGAGACUUCUGGCUUUGUGACACCCAAGAGCACCCACAGAGCCCGACAAGUCUCAUCUCGUAGCAGUAGUGCAAAGCCACCGACCGUCAUGGAAGAUCCUGUUUCUGUACAGAUGUGGAUGAAGGCUUAUCUUGUCCAUAAGGACGGUGGCGAUUCAGAGUGGAGAAUUAUAUUCUCUCUCCACAAUAACAGCCAGCACAAAGUUGUGGUCGAGAGCCUCACGUAUUGGCAAACGGAUGAGCAGAUUCCGCCUAAUGAUUUUGUUUAUUCCACACCAUCAAGUUCGACCUCACACCCUCGCGCUUCUGGGGGCGGUGACCUGGAGAAAGAAAGAAGCGUCUAUAUUGCCAACCGAUUGCAGCCAACGACAAUCAGCUGGCCAGCGGGAGAUCAAGUUAUGAAAGAGAGUGGCUUCGUGUUCCACGCAGUGAUGAUGCCAUGCACCCCCGGAGUGUAUGAUUCACCCAGAAUGGGGUUCAGCUGGAAAUACAGCGAGGGCGGGCGCAGGCGAUCGUUCGGGAGCGAAGCGGGAGGAGGAGCGGCAGGGGAAACGGGGAGGGGGUUAGGAGCGGGAGGACCACGAGGGGAAACGGGAAGGGGCGGAGGAGGCGCGGGAGGAGGAGCGGUAGAAGGCCCCGUGGCAUGUGGUCGGAGAGGGUGGCAUGCACUCAGCGAGCGCGGGCGCAGGCGAUCGUUCGGGAGCGAAGCGGGAGGAGGAGCGGGAGGAGGAGCGGCAGGGGAAACGGGGAGGGGGUUAGGAGCGGGAGGACCACGAGGGGAAACGGGAAGGAGCGGAGGAGGCGCGGGAGGAGGAGCGGUAGAAGGUGCGAGAGGAGGAGCGGGAGCGGAAACAGGGAGGGGGAGGGGGAGCGGGAGGGGAAGGAGGAGAAGGAGUGGGAGGACCGGGAGAAGGAGCGGGAGGAGGACUGGGAGAAGGGACGGGAGCGGGGCUAUGGUGAGCGAAGAGGAGUGGGAAAAGGAGGGGGAGGAGGGACGGGGGGAAGAGCAGGAGAAGCAGCUGGAGGAGCAGCAGCAGGAGGAGCGGGAGGAGGAGCAAGAGGGGGAGCGGGAGAAGGAGAGGGAGGAGGAGACGGGGGACGAGUGGGAGAAGGAGCGGGAGCGGGGUUAUGGCGGGAUCUUUGUCACGUUGUUUGGUGGAGGAGGAAUGAGAGGACGAGGAGGAGUGGGAGGAGCGGGAGAACGAGCGGGAGGGAGAGUGGGAGGGGAAACGGGAAGGGGUGGAGGAGGCGCGGGAGUGGGGGGGUAAGUGGACAUUGAUUGAUUGAACAAUCCAAAAAAA